UUAAGAUACAGGAUCUUGCUCCCCGAUGUUGCGCAUUGCAGUACCUACAUCGCAAGGAUUCGUCUGAAACAUCGGAUCGCACAAUGACCUCGAUUGGAACAGAGGCAAUGAGCAAUGAGAAUGAAUCCCAGAGACAGAUUGAAAGCUCACGUACACCGGACGCCCGAGAGGUUGACAACAGCGUUGGAAAAAGAGACAGACCUGCUAUGGCCAUCUACCGUCCUAGACAGGCACGGGUGGGCGGAGAAAGUUCUCAAAAGAAUGAGCAUGACGAUCAGCACAAGACUGAUGACCAAGUGGGGCAGGUAUCAAGGCCUUCAGAGCGAAUUCCUGAGGAAGACAAAGCUUUGCAGGAAACGAUCUUUGAAAUGGCCUCCAACCCAGAUGAAACCUCUCAACAGACCGACUGCAGUUUGUUGUAUGAUUACGAAUCGUUUCGCAUGGAUCUCACCUCAUCUCGUGUCUGGGAAGACCAGCCGAAGAAGAAGACGUAUCUAGAGCUGAAGCCAAGCUCGAACUCGAGGUGUCACUGGGAUCCCACUUGGCAGCUCAGGGCUCCGGACAACGGUUUCUUUAGUUUCACUGCACAGCCCAGUGAAGCGCACGAUGCAAGGAUCGUGGUCCACUUGAGCACUCAGAAAGGGCAGUUAACAACUUUCUAUGAAGUAGAAGUUGACACCGUGAAGCAUUCCUGCAAGAUCAGACAUGUUUCGAAUGAAAACUUGAUUGAGACAUGCGAGAAUGGCCCGAGCAAUUUACAACAAGCUUCCUCUUCCUGUCGUCCGCCUCCACAAUCAUUCUGGAUUGCUUAUCGUCAUGGAACGAUUGCUGUGGGGAAGGGAACUCGUCUGGUCGACAGCACCAUCUUGUGCAACAUGAGAGCAUCGGUGAUUGAAAGGGGCAUUCAAGCUAUAGGUUUUUCUGUCCCUUCUGAUGCGAAAAACAUCUCUCUCUCUCGCAUUUUCUUUGGAAAGAAAUUGUGCAGGAAUGUGGCAUCUCUUUCCCACAUCCGACUUAUCAAGGCAAACGACAGCAUCUUCGAAGAGGUAAUCAAUCGGAAGAGAACACGAAAUCAUUUCGAAAAUUUGCCUUCUGUCAUAACCUGGAACAGCAACGUUGGCUCGAGAAUGUUUGAAAACGAGCUCCUACGUCACAUCCAGGAGGUGGUCGGUUGCGACAACGUAGCUUUCCGCUGCAAGUUUCCGAGCUGGGGUUGGGCUAUCUUCUCGAGCUGCGGGGCGGCAGACAAGCUGCAGGCGGACCUCUUGGGGAUGAGGGAGAAGGGCAAGUUUGCACAAGUGCAGGUGAUGAGGUGCGAAGAAGCAACAAGAGAAGAGCUCUUGGCCUCUGGUCUGCCUGUCACGCGAGAUCGACCCAAGGCCACAGCUCGAGUCGCCAACCGCCUCAUCUCCUCGGCGCUGAAGGGCGUCAUGUCCGGCAACAACAGACGACGGUGAACUACAAGUAGACCUUUAAUGUUCACAUUUCCAAGUUGCUCAUAUAAACUUCUCUUGCUGAC
Messenger RNA from Guillardia theta CCMP2712, 1519 nucleotides. RefSeq lists its product as hypothetical. The record is from RefSeq and is a predicted model, not a curated record. The coding region runs from base 84 to 1457 and encodes 457 amino acids. The transcript is spliced from 16 exons. NCBI's taxonomy places the organism in Eukaryota, Cryptophyceae, Pyrenomonadales, Geminigeraceae.